Molecule: messenger RNA, 5729 nt
Organism: Perca flavescens (yellow perch)
Lineage: Eukaryota; Metazoa; Chordata; Actinopteri; Perciformes; Percidae
Gene: rubcn
Product: rubicon autophagy regulator
Exons: 21
Coding region: 394-3276 (960 amino acids)
Biological process (GO): negative regulation of endocytosis; negative regulation of autophagosome maturation
Cellular component (GO): early endosome; late endosome
Molecular function (GO): phosphatidylinositol phosphate binding
Source: RefSeq, a predicted model, not a curated record
AAAGCUCUUUAUUUUACCAGCUGCUUCAGAGCUUUUAAUAGUUAAAUUUACACAUUGCAAGUCAUGUAAACGCAGUGAUACCAGCCAGCGUACUAGCAAAACAACGGAGGAAAAUUAACUAUGGUCUUAUUUGAGAGUAAAAGCACGAUUAUCGUUAAAAGGAGGCAGGGCAGAGGAUAACAUCACCGCCCACUUGCUAAUGAUAUCAUGCGGCCUCGACUGUUUUGAUUCACAGCUCCGACAGGAGGGGCAGAGAUGGCGGAAGACUGGAAGUCCGGGUAACUUCUUCAAGCUACCCUACUACUGCGGUAGACCUCCGUUUUAUGAAAUAACAUAUUGGAGUUAUCGGGGAAACUGGCUGCUUUGUACGGUACUCGACUCCGCCCGGAGGACAUGGAGAUAUCGGCGGAGGGAGAGGCGGAGGAGCGCAGGAGGGAGCACUGGAAGCUACUGUCCAGCCUGAAGACCACAGUGGAGGGUCUUGUGUCCACCAACAACCCCAACGUGUGGUCACGUUACGGCGGCCUGCAGCGGCUCCACAAGGACAUGAACAACAUCCUGAGCCAUAGGCUGAAAAAUGAGCAGGUGUACUACAAACAGAGAGACUAUUGGCCGUUUGUGUGGUGUGUUCGCUACAUCAGCCCCCACCUCGCGUCACACGUUGAACAGUUCAGUCACCUGGAGCCGGUGCUGAGCAGCGGGAUGCAGAGUGCUGGUGAGAGCUACAAGGCUGAGCGUUGGCUCCUUCACAGCUUACAGGUUCACAUGCUUUCGGCUCAGCUCCGACCUCUGCUCCGACAUCAGGGGCAUACUCGUAAAUACUAUAAUGAUGAUGCCUUUCUGCUGAGCGAGCCUCAUGUGACCGCCAUGUUCCAGUGUCUGGAAGCAGUGGAGCAGAAUAACCCCAAACUGCUGGCCCUAGUAGACACCGUCGGGCUGUCCCCUCUGAAGGGCCCACUAUGUCUGGGCCUAUUGAAGAGCCAGAGCCUGUGUGUGUUGCCGGGGGUUGGUGGGGCCUGGAGGAACGCUGACUCGGCUCCCAGAGGAGAAUCUCUAAAUCGCAGACUCACCACCUCUAACUGCUCCCUCCGAGAAGCAGUCGCCACUAGCAACAACUCUGGGAACACUACGGGAGUCGGAUCCCAAAACAGCAAAAGCACAAACACUACCUCUCAAGCCAGCAGCCCGGGAGCUCCCUGGAUAUGUGUGUCCCAGCCGGGGGAAAGCGAGCGGGGUGUGACACCCAAUCCUGGCCCUGUCUCAGUCCAUUGCCUCUCCCUCACAGAGUCUCCCUUGUCCACCACCUUUCAGCCCGAUGCCGGGGACUCUGGUGAAGGCGAAUAUGACGAUGGUCCGGAGUACUUAGCUAUUGGUAACCUCGGGCAGCGCAGCCGCUGUGACUCUCAAAGCUCCACCCACAGCAGUGAGCAGGGCGUCCCCAUGGAGCAGUCCCUGCAACAGAGUUCCCUAGCCCGGCCCCCACCUAGACGCUCAUCUUUCUCAGAGGGCCAGAGGGGGCCGGGGCGGGGGUCCCGAGCACACACCCGCUCGUUUUCUGACACAGGAGUCAAUCAGAAACUCAGGAAUGAAUCAGCAGUUGAUGACUGCUGUAUAAAGAACUACAGCCCUUUCUCACCUCAGCGCAAGGAUGCCAGCACUCCCAGUUCCCUCUACAUGGAGUCUCAUGGGUCCCAGUACAGCAGCAGCGUUACAGAUGGGAUGUUCAGGAAGCCGUCAGAGGGUCAGAGCCUCAUCAGCUACCUGUCGGAGCAGGACUUUGGCAGCUGUGCUGACCUUGAGAAGGAGAAUGCUCAUUUCAGCAUUUCAGAGUCCCUUAUUGCUGCCAUUGAGCUGAUGAAGUACAACCUGCGGCGUCAGGAGGAGGAGGGCGAGGAGGAGGGAGACAGCGACUCUGAGAUUCAGCAGCUCAAACAAAAGAUCCGCCUGCGGAGGCAGCUGAUCCGACGCAGCCGCCUGCCGCCCUGCGCAACCUCCCAGCACCUUUUCCACUCUACUGACAGCGGAUGCUCCCGGAGGAGCUCUCAGGACUCGUGCGAGGGCCUGUCUGACUCCGGCUCAGCUGAGGAGGUGGAGGAGUGUGAACUACGAGAUGGCUGUGAGGGUCAGUCCCUGUUGGCGGUGUCUCAGAAUGGCCUCUCCCUGUCACUCGCCUCCCUCUUCUCAGAUGCAGACAUUAAGCGCAGGGUAAGCUCCAGCAGCAGGUCUUUUCUCAGCUCAGAGUCUAUCUCUCCAUCCUUCCUCCAGUCUAACUCGGCUGAGUCAGUAGCCAUGGGUUUACUCAGGCAAUUUGAGGGCAUGCAGCUUCCUGCAGCCUCGGAGCUCGACUGGCUGGUCCCAGAACACGACGCUCCACAGAAGCUGCUGCCCAUCCCUGAUUCUCUGCCAAUCUCGCCUGAUGAUGGCGAACACGCAGACAUCUACAAGCUGAGGAUUCGGGUCCGAGGCAACCUGGAGUGGGCACCGCCCCGACCGCAGAUCAUCUUCAACAUUCAUUCCACCCCCAAGAGGAAGAUAGUUGUGGCUAAACAGAACUACCGCUGCGCUGGUUGUGGCACCCGCAUCGACCCAGAUUAUAUCAAGCGACUGCGUUACUGUGAAUACCUCGGCCGUUACUUCUGCCAGUGUUGCCAUGAGAACGCGCAGGCGGUGGUUCCCGGACGAGUGCUGAGGAAGUGGGACUUCAGCAAGUACUAUGUCAGCAACUUUGCCCGGGACCUGCUGAGCAAGAUCACUGGAGACCCACUGUUCAACCCCAAUGACAUAAACAGUGGCCUAUACAAGAAGAUCAAAGCUCUGGAGACUGUCAGGGUUUUGAGGGUGCAGCUGUUUCAUAUGAAAAAUCUCUUCAAGACCUGUCGCUUUGCUAAAGAGGUGCUGGACCAGUUUGACAGCCUGCCAGGUCACCUCACAGAGGACCUUCACCUCUUCUCCCUCAGUGACCUCACUGCUGUGCGCAACGGGGAAUUGGCUCCCCGAAUGAAAGAGCUGCUUAAACUUGGUACCACGCACGCAGCUGGCUGUGUGCUGUGCCAGGCAAAGGGCUUCGUGUGCGAGUUUUGCGGCAACGACAAAGACAUCAUCUUUCCCUUCCAGCUGAACAAGUGCCAGCGCUGCGAAGAAUGUAAUGCCUGUUACCAUCGCAGCUGCUUCCGGACGGGUAAAGACUGUCCUCGAUGUCAGCGGCUGGCAGAGCGGAGAGAGAGGAUGGCGCGCAAAAACAUGGAGGAACAAGAAGACGAGGGAGGUGGGCCCUAGUGCUGCUCACAGAAGAAACUCUAAGACAAAAGAAGAGCACAACGCAACCCUGAUUGUAGUCACUGACCACCUCUUUCCGUUCCAGUCCUCUCAGACCUGGGUGACAAUACAGCGAACAAAUGUUUUGAUCUCUAGAGAUUGCCAGGUGUGCGGGUUUUUACUACAUCAGUGCAUCAGUUGUUUUUGUAAAAUCUGUUGAUUUAAAUGCAUUUAGUGUAAGCUAAGCCCCUUUCACACACGCACUUUGAGUCGAUUGGAGUCGAUUUUCCAUGAAAAUGUUGACUUACAGAGAAAUUGCCCAGGCUUUGCAAAUUUCUAAUCAGGAUUUCCUUAAGGAAACUUGGUUUUAAAAAUAUUCCAAAAUGUUUUCAUUAACUUGAGAGUUGUUCAUACUCAAAAUUGAAAUCCUUAAGAAUUGUUUGACAGUUCCCUGCACAUAAGAAACUUUAUGACUUUGGUGACUGCUAGUGGCAGUAUCAAAAAAGACAUGGUGACAGGUGUGUGACAAAAGUGUGCAAAAAAGGCUUGAGAUAAACUAAAUGUCUUGGCACCAUGUUCCUCUGUGGUAAAACUAAUAGAUUUGGGAUUUAGGUAGCUCAGGAAGACUGUUGUAACAAGGUUUGAUAUUUCUCCUUGCUACAAUUGCAGAUUCUGGCAACUGCUUCAACCCUGUUAAUUGUAUUGGCUACUGGCUUAGCUGAAGUUUGUUUUUGUGACCAAAAUAGCAGGAUCUAUUUAAAAAGAAAAAAUCAAAUGGCAAGUAAAAAGAUUUUUUUUUUAUUUGCAAUUAUGGAAGAUACUUAACUAAUCUUUUCAUUUUGCCGCUCCUUACUGUCUUGUUUUAAGCUUUUAGCCACGCUUAUGUGCCUCUGGGACCAAUGAACUUAGACUGGUAGAGCUAGUGGAGUUCCAUUGGAAAGUUGAGUUUACAGAACUGGACUUCAGAGUUUCAAAUAUUUUAAAUGAGGUGUGUGCGUGCGCCUAAUCAGCACUUGUUUUCUAACGUAACUUUUGGAAUAAUAGAGAGUCGAGUUAAUUGCACUGUUCUGUCUGCUGCUGUUGUGGUGUGUGUGGGGCUGGGACGUCACUCUUUGGGCAUUUUUCUGAUGUUCGUUGUAAGAACAUGAAUCUUCACUGUGAAAUGUUUCUUUUAUGAAGCUCCUGUCACCUGGGUUGCACUACAUGGUAAAGGGUUUCAGUCCAAAAUAAAAGAGGCACAAUUUAAUGAGUAAUACUCUUAACAUGCAGCAAAAUAAUUCUCAAAAUGCGUUAAUCACUUCUUGUACUCCAAUUCUUCAUGCUUAAAUGGGGUUUCUCCUCCAACAGAUCUUGGUUUAGAGUGGUUCCCAACAUUAUUGGCACUUUAAAGAAUAUUAGGUUCUUGGAAAAUUUGUAGCUGGGCCCAGCAGCUAGUUAGCUUAUGUUAGCAUAGCAUAAAGAAUGGAAACAAAGGGAAACAUCUAGCCUGGCUCUGUAAAAAAUCUGCAUAGCAGCUCCGCUAAAGCUGACUAAUUAACACAGUAGUUGAACCAAAUUUAUAUAUUUGAAGGAUUUUUAGAGGCCCCUAAAAUAAAAAGUAUUCAGUAUUUCACAGGAAUAAAGCAGAAAUUGUGGAGAAGCCAGAAAACAAUGAGAAAACUUUACAUACAAUUUUUUUUUUUUUAUAUCUUUCUUUCUGGCACUUUUAAUAAUUUGGUGACCCAUCAGGUUGUUCUUGGGACCCCUAAAGUCUGGAAACCACUUGUCUAGUAUAUAUUUUAAAGACCUCACUUGUUUUGGCUACUGGACUUUAUUUUUAUUUUUCUUGAGGCUGGUUUUACUUCUUUAAUCUAUUUAGUGGCCCUGAAGAGAGUUAUAUUAACCACCAGAGUAUGUUGGAGGAAAAUUAUCUAGGAAGUUAAUGUCAUAGUUAAUGAAAGAUGUAAAGUUAUGGGAAAACAAAUCGGCAUUUUAUCAAAACGUUUACCCUGGAUUUCAGUCCCAAGUACAAUUUUAUGUGUACCAAUCUAUUAAUGGAUUAGUCUCCAGAGUACUCAUACCCUCAUCAACAGGCUUUGCUUUGUGUACGAUCCCUCACGAGUUAAACACUCCUGAGACACUACUUAAAGCAAAAUCAUGUGAUAUUAAUUUCCCUACGGCCUCACGGAUGAGUAUUCAAGAGAUAAGCUGCCCCUGUGUCUUUAGUUUGAACCAGGCGGUUUUUAAAGAAAACGAUGAACUCUUCAGCUCACGGCUCCUAAAUGAAGUGACCGACCGACUCCACUGAAAAGCCUCCUCAACUCAGCAGAUGGUUUGUCUUUGGACUGCCUUUAACAUGGAGGUGUGCAGAGGUUUAAAGUGCACUACAGAUUAAAGUGUCUAUUAUUAAAAAUGAUUGGUAUUAAAAUGAUUGGUUGUGUCAAUUUGUCUUUGUUCUGAAAGUAUGUUGACAAUAAAAUACUGGCCAGACUGUU